AUGGCUGGUAAGUAUGAGGGUCUAUUUUGUCUACUCUCGUUUAUUUUCAAGAUAGAAUUAUCGAAACUCGAAAUAAAAUAAGAAACAUGCACUAUAACUUACUGUUUCAAUUUCGUUUCUUUUUUAUUUUACAAAAGUAAAACGUAAGGCGCUUAAUUUGUUCUAACGUAAAAUUUACGUGAUAUUAUGCACCUAGUGGCCUAAUUUAAGAAUUUACCGGAGAAGAUUAUCGUUUUUAAAUUCCUAUUUUUUUCAUAUCAUUUCCCCGUGACAACGCAGAGCAAUCUCGAAUCAGACGUUAUUUCUAUAUGCAAAUUAAAAAAAAAUUCGAUUUACGUCAGAGGUACAAUGUGCCACUGCUUAUAAUACUAUUAUGACACCUGUUACAUUUGACAAUUACAUGUAAUAUCUUUUACCCAUUUGCUUGUUCAAAAUGCCAUGACAAUUGAAGAAAUUUGAAAUAGUUUUCUUGACAGUUUUUAAUCAAUGCAGCACAAUUUCCACAAAUAAGUUAGAUUAAGCGAUCUAUAAUUAAGCGCCUAAUUAAAACAAUUGUUAUGAACGAAAAAUUAAUUAUUUGAAAGAAGUUUGGUGUGUAUAUGAUAUGGAAUAUUUUGUAGGAAAUACAAUGUAUUUGUUUCAUAAUUUAUAUUUCAGUAUUUAUAAUAUAAAAUUAUAUUGUCACGUUAUUAUUAUAUUAUCAUAUCUUAUUAUUUCCUGUUUUAGCAAAUAUACAAUUUUUACAUUUAAUACAUUUUUAAUGUGAGCGAUUAUUUUUAGAACAAAAUCCAUACAACCAUUUAAUGAAGUCCAUUAAAAUCGGACUUAAGGACUAUAAAUAUUUUGAUAUUACAAAUAUUGGAAAAAAAUAUGGUAUGUAUCAUUAAACAAAUGUUACAUUUAAUCUUAGAGAAUUGUAAUUUUUAACAUGAAUUAAUAUUUGUAGACAGACUACCUUUCUCGAUCAGAGUGCUUUUGGAAAGUACAGUUAGGAGUUGCGAUAGUUUCCAAGUUAAAAAAUCUGAUGUUGAAAAGAUCUCAGAUUGGGAAGACAGUCAAGCUAUUGAGGGUGGAGUGGAGGUAGCUUUUAAACCAGCUAGGGUAAUAUUACAGGAUUUCACUGGAGUACCAGCAGUUGUGGAUUUCGCAGCUAUGAGAGAUGUUGUAAAAAGACUAGGAUCCGAUCCAGACAAAAUAAAUCCUAUUUGCCCUUCAGAUCUUGUUAUUGAUCACUCAAUACAAGUUGACUUUAACAGAAGCAAAGAUGCCUUAAAAAAGAAUGAAGAAGUGGAAUUUGAAAGAAACAAGGAACGAUUCAUGUUUUUAAAAUGGGGCGCCAAAGCGUUUCAAAAUAUGUUGAUUGUACCUCCAGGAAGUGGAAUAAUACAUCAAGUAAAUUUAGAAUAUCUAGCCAGAGUUGUAUUUGACACGAAUGGCUUGCUGUACCCUGAUAGCGUAGUUGGAACAGAUUCCCACACAACUAUGAUCAAUGGUCUUGGUGUACUUGGUUGGGGUGUUGGAGGAAUCGAAGCAGAGGCUGUUAUGUUAGGCCAGGCAAUGUCGAUGUUAGUACCAAAAGUAGUAGGAUAUAGAUUAGAUGGAGUCUUGAGUCAAUAUGCGACUUCAACAGAUCUUGUUCUUACAAUUACUAAGCACCUUCGUCAAGUUGGAGUUGUUGGAAAGUUCGUAGAAUUCUUUGGUUCAGGAGUUUCUCAAUUGAGCAUUGCAGAUCGCGCAACAAUAUCGAACAUGUGUCCAGAAUAUGGUGCAACAGUUGGAUUCUUUCCCGUUGAUCAGCAGAGUUUAGCAUAUUUAAAGCAAACAGGACGAUCAGAUGAACAUAUUAAUAUAAUAGAGAAGUAUCUUACUGCUGUACGUAUGUUAAGAAACUAUGACGACGAAAGUCAAGAUCCUGUCUUCUCAGAAAUAGUCACUUUAGAUUUAGGAACUAUUGUAUCUAGCGUUAGUGGUCCAAAAAGGCCUCACGAUCGAGUGUCCAUCGUAGAUAUGAAGGCGGAUUUCAGGAAGUGCCUUACUAAUAAGGUAAGAGCUUCUUCAAGCUAUUCUUAAUGUACAAUGUGUCUCGUGUCAAUCUAUUAACAUUCAUUGUGCAGAGCAUUUGA
Molecule: messenger RNA, 2123 nt
Organism: Heterotrigona itama
Lineage: Eukaryota; Metazoa; Arthropoda; Insecta; Hymenoptera; Apidae
Source: the annotation of a GenBank genome assembly